Penaeus chinensis is the source of this 1956-nucleotide messenger RNA. Its product is annotated as ankyrin repeat and BTB/POZ domain-containing protein 1-like. The record is from RefSeq and is a predicted model, not a curated record. Gene Ontology annotation, molecular function: protein binding. The coding region runs from base 122 to 781 and encodes 219 amino acids. NCBI's taxonomy places the organism in Eukaryota, Metazoa, Arthropoda, Malacostraca, Decapoda, Penaeidae. The transcript is spliced from 6 exons. Gene Ontology annotation, cellular component: ubiquitin ligase complex; cytoplasm.
UCAUGUAAACAACGCAGAAAGCUGUCGUUGCCAAGUUUCGAAACACUGACAUAGGCGAGUGGCACACACUUAUAUAUUAUUAUUUUGUGUUCUGUAUGUCUCUUGUCAUUCGAAUCUCAGAAUGGAAAACAAAGAACUAUUUCUUCAAUGUAAGAAAGGAGACUUAGAAAAAGUAAGGUUCUUAAUAGAGCAGCGAGAUGCAGACGUGAAUAUCCGAGAUAAAUGGGACAGUACCCCUCUAUAUUAUGCGUGUUUAUGUGGACACCAGCCAAUAGUCGAAUAUCUAAUUGGAGUUGGCGCGCGGUGCGAAGCGAAUACCUUUGACGGAGAGCGAUGUUUAUACGGAGCGCUAACGGAUGAUAUUCGACGCAUCUUAACACAACACAAUUUAGUAACCACCCACACUAUUAGAAGGGACGCCUAUGAUGAAUUUUUAAGGAGGUUGUUUGAAAGUGGCGAAUACAGCGAUGUUACAUUCGUGGUACAAGGGCAGUUGUUUGCUCUCCAUCGGUGCAUACUUAGUGCACGCUCAGAUUACUUUAGAGAAAUGUUUGUGACAAAAUGGCACAACAGACCAAAAGUUGCCAUCAAUAGAGAUUUGGUGGAGCCCGUGUCUUUUAGCGCGGUGAUGAAGUAUAUCUACACGGGGCGGUUUGAGUGCCCGGUCGACCAGCUGAGAGGGUGCAUUCGUAUCGGCUUGAACUGCAGGCUGCCCAACUUCAAGGAAAUGCUUGAGGACGCGCACAAGAAAGCGCUCAGUUUGCCAUACCGAAACGGAUGAUUUCAAGGAAGAGGAAGGGGCGCUGAGGGAACUCACCUUUCUGAACGAUGGCACCAUUGUCGGGUGACUGAAUCAACAUGCUUGCGGCUCUCGCAUGGUCGCGCCUCGUCCCACGCCAAGCAGACAGAAACGCGUGCGUAUGUAUGAAGUGUUGCGUUCUUUCAGCAGGACACGGCGGCCGCACGCACUCACGGACGCAGAUUGGAGAGAGGCUCUGCUCGUGUCCCCGGCCUCACUCGCAGCUUAGGCUCAGUGUGCUCGGUGACAGCAAUCGGUCUUCGGCCACAGACCCGACAGGCGUACGUACCCCGAUGCCUUGCCGCCGUCUCGUUUACACACUCUUACUCCAGACGCGCCUCAGCCGUCUCCACUGCGGUCGGCUGUCCGCGCAGACCGAUAAAACACCACGGUAUGAACUCCGGACUCGUCUAGGGGAGUCUGACACGCGAUCUCCGCCUCGAAACCGCCGCAGUCAGUCUCAAAGUGUGACACAGGAGGAGGGGAAACGCGCGAGCAGGCGACCGCUGUAUGAGGGGAACGUUGAGUGACACGUUUGGGUGACGUGCUAGCGUCUGCCUCCUCGUCUGUGCAACCUCGCAAGUGCUGCAACGCCCUUUACCUCCUCGCUCACAUCUCGCCCAGAAAUGCUCAAGAUAGGGAAAAUGGGCGGGUUGUCUAGUUCGAUAUUGUCAGUAUGGACAAGCUUGGGAAAAAUCGGAUAGGUUGAUGUAACAGGAAGUAGCUUCUGCCCCGUUUUUAUACUUAUACAUUUGUUUCUUCCGUCGAAAUAAAGUGUAUGUCUAUUAAAAAAAUGUGAGAUGUUUUUAGUAUAAUCACUAUUUCAUCUUUAAACAUUGCAUUGUAACAUACCAAAUACGAUUCUUCAUUAACCAUAAAUACACGCCUUUAUAUUAAUCCCUUCUGGCAUAACAUCUUCGAGUAUUUAGUCUAAUAAUUCUCGGGAGUCCAGAUCGGGCCAAAUACCAUAGGUAGAGACAUCGCACAUGGUACAUAUGGUACAUAGUUUAGGUAAAUCAUUUCCCCACGGUUGGCACUGUUAAAUUGUGAGUCGGAUUAAAGCUUGGGUAUCUCAGUCAUUCCACUUCAGAAACUGUUACCAAAAUAGUGCAUGAUCAGCCUUGAUAAUGCAUGCACGUUCAAGAAGAAUGCAUCGU